UCGCUCUGUCUCGACACUCUUAAGAAACUUUUUGAGCAGGCUUCAUGGUCCUAUAUGCCCUAAGAAUUAUUCAUCAACACAAGUGCUAUCCAAGAGCCACAUGAGGAGGUUCACCACUUCUGCCAAAUGCCAAGAUGCAAAGUCCAGCACUGGAAGCUCAGAAGAAAACUUGACUGUUAAUUUCAUCAAUCGUGCUGGUGAGACUCUGACAGCCACAGCAAAAGAAGGGGAGAGUCUACUGGACGUAGUCAUCCGACACCACUUGAAUAUUGAUGGGUUUGGUGCCUGUGAGGGGACUCUAGCUUGUUCCACUUGUCAUCUCAUAUUUGAUCAGAAGGUUUUUGACCAGCUCAGUUCCAUUACAGAUGAGGAGAUGGACAUGUUGGACUUGGCUUUUGGACUGACUAACACGUCACGCCUUGGAUGUCAGGUUUGCAUGAAAAAAGCAAUUGAUAGAAUGACGGUUCGAGUGCCGACAGAUGUAUCUGAUGCCAGAAAAGACCAAGUUGAAAAGCAGAGCAAACAAUAACUAAUGAGCAAAGAUUUGACAAAGCACAUAACUAUUUGUAUGCAGUACAUGUCAUUGGAUGAGGAGCUGUUUAUUUAAAUCUAGGAGAUUGGAUAAUGCAAAAUCGAUUUGAUGCCAUUAUUUUAAAUUUAGUUAGGGCUGAUUGGAUAAGGACUCAAGCCGCUCCUUGAUAGUGUCCUGCAUUCUACAAGGCCAAUCCCUACACUAUAGAAUAGUAGAUUUGAAAUGUGCUUUUAAAAUGUAGAUGUUAUUAUAACUAUGUAAUUGUAAAUGAAAUGAUCAUAUAGUAAAAGAUUGCUAAUGUGAACGACAAUAGACAUUGUUAUUUUGAAGACAUUGUUGAGUCGUGUAUCUUAUCCCAUA
Messenger RNA from Bufo bufo (common toad), 892 nucleotides. Its product is annotated as adrenodoxin-like. Gene Ontology annotation, cellular component: mitochondrion. Gene Ontology annotation, molecular function: 2 iron, 2 sulfur cluster binding. The record is from RefSeq and is a predicted model, not a curated record. The coding region runs from base 101 to 529 and encodes 142 amino acids. Gene Ontology annotation, biological process: positive regulation of oxidoreductase activity; P450-containing electron transport chain. The transcript is spliced from 4 exons. Lineage: Eukaryota; Metazoa; Chordata; Amphibia; Anura; Bufonidae.